Messenger RNA from Megachile rotundata (alfalfa leafcutting bee), 1489 nucleotides. RefSeq names its product aquaporin AQPcic. NCBI's taxonomy places the organism in Eukaryota, Metazoa, Arthropoda, Insecta, Hymenoptera, Megachilidae. The record is from RefSeq and is a predicted model, not a curated record. Gene Ontology annotation, biological process: transmembrane transport. Gene Ontology annotation, cellular component: plasma membrane. Gene Ontology annotation, molecular function: channel activity.
AAGAUCAAUUUGGCAGAAGUAACGGGAGACCGAGUGUCUGGUUGGCAGAGGAGGAAUUUCUACAUAUAGAGGUAGAUGCGAGUCGCGAAACGAUUCAGUCUUGUUCGAGCAUCGCGACCGCGGUUACGGAAGUCGAGGAUCAGUUCGUCCACGAGCUGUUCGCGUCGCUUGAAAACAGUGACCGAAGGAUACGACACACGUGUACCACCCCCGUGUUAUUCUUCCUAGUCCUCAAACAAUUCGAGAUGGAACAAACUGGUAUCUCGAUAAUACCGACCACGACGAUCGCCGAUAACGCCGCCGGAAAACCUAAAAGCAUCGGCAUCACACUCAGGCCUGGCGACAGUCUACAGGCUGCGAAAGAAAAGCUCAAAACACCAUGGUUGACAAACUUGGUAAAAGAGGAUGCCACUGGAUGGGAGGCGCUGUUGUUCGGGUUAGGAGAGAUAAUCGGCACAGCGCUGUUGGUAUUCAUCGGAUGCACAGGCUGCAUCGCGAGCUUAAAUGUCACCCCCACUGUCUUACAGAUCUCCCUGACCUUCGGCUUCGCCGUCAUGGUCGCCAUACAGUGUACGGGGCACAUCAGUGACGCUCAUAUCAAUCCUAGCAUCACUAUCGCCGCGAUGAUUUUGGGGAAGAAGUCGCUACCCAUGUCUUUGCUGUAUAUUUGUUGUCAGUGCGUGGGGGCGCUUUUAGGAUACGGUUUGUUAAAGGUAAUCACACCUGGGCCGCUGACGUACGCUGUCAAAGACGAAACGGAAACCUUCUGCGUGACCAGGAUCCAUCCGGAGCUUUCCGUCUUCCGAGCCUUCAUGGCGGAGUUCAUAGGAACCGCCAUCUUGGUUCUGUUCGCCUGUGGAGUCUGGGACAAUCGUAACGCGAAGAACACCGACUCGAUCAGUCUCAGAUUUGGCUUCUGCAUCGCGGUGCUCUGUAUGAUACUCAUCCCUUAUACGGGCUGCAGUAUGAACCCCGCAAGAUCGCUUAGUCCCGCAAUCUGGAACGGCUCUUGGGAACACCAUUGGAUCUAUUGCGUGCAGAAUCGCAUUCCGGUGGUCCAUUCAGAGCGAGAAAUCCUAAUCGUGUCGCAACAACUGGAAACAAGAGGGAGCGCGACGGGGACUUCGAGACUGUACAUUAUUUAUUUCUAUAAAGUUACAAGAAGACUAUUCCUGAAGAAAUUCGAAGAGGCUGGCUCGUGAAGGGCAAACGGGACAUUAGUGAAAUUCAAAUUCCUGUGGAAUUUUUCCGAGGUCGAUGACCUCGAUGUGUGUGAUGUCUACGAACAAUUGGUGGAGGGUUUCGGUCGUUUAGAUACGAAAUGCGACACUAGCGCAGGAUAUGUAAAUUUCGAUGCCGAGUUUUUGGUAAAUCGAAGGCAGAAUAAAUUUGAUACGUUUUAAGAAACAGGAAAUUGUCUUUUUUCUUUGUAUGCUUAUUCGUAGAAUAUUCUUGAAUCCUAAGGUCACGGGGUCACACUUUCAGUUAC